AUGCUCAUCGGCUCAGCCGACGGACCAUCCGAAGCGGUCACCAGGAUGACCGAGGUAUACAAUCACCCUCUAACAUACGCCGAAAAAAUCCUCUACAGCCACCUCGACACCACCUUCGACGAGCGCAUCGAGCGCGGCAAGACCCAACUCAAAUUACGCCCGCAACGUAUAGCAUGUCAAGAUGCCACAGCCCAAAUGGCUCUUAUCCAGUUCAUGUCCGCCGGACUAGACACAGCUGCUGUGCCUACGACGGUCCAUUGUGAUCAUUUGAUCGUCAGUCGUGACGGCGAAACGCAGGACCUCGCGCGAGCGCUCGACAAUCAUAAAGAGGUGUACGAUUUUCUCGAGUCCGCAUGUCAGAAAUACAACAUGGGUUUCUGGAAGCCUGGCGCAGGAAUCAUUCACCAGAUUGUACUAGAGAACUACGCCUUCCCUAGUGGGAUGAUGAUCGGCACGGAUUCGCAUACCCCCAAUGCGGGAGGUCUGGGCAUGAUAGCUAUCGGGGUCGGCGGUGCUGAUGCUGUGGACGUGAUGGCUGGAUUGCCACUGGAGCUGCAGGCGCCCAAGGUAUUGGGUGUUCGUUUGACGGGGCAGUUGUCCGGAUGGGCAUCGCCGAAGGAUAUUAUCAAUGCCGUUGCUGGGACGCUUUCGGUCAAGGGAGGAACAGGGUCCAUUAUUGAGUACUUUGGACCUGGGGCGCAGACUUUAUCAGCUACUGGAAUGGCAACGGUUUGCAAUAUGGGUGCAGAGACGGGUGCCACGACGUCCAUCUUCCCUUAUGCGCCGCAGAUGGCGGAUUAUCUUCGUGCUAACCAUCGCCAUGAGAUGGCUGAUGCGGUUAAGAGCAUUGCGCCGGAGCUGCAGGCUGACCAGGGGGCUGAGUAUGAUAAUGUCAUUGAGCUGGAUCUGUCAACUCUCGAGCCACGCAUCAAUGGACCUUUCACGCCGGACUUUUCGACGCCGGUUUCGCGGUUCGGCGAAGCCGCAGCGGAGAAUCAGUGGCCGGGUGAAUUGACGGCAGCUUUGAUUGGUUCGUGUACUAACUCUUCAUUUGAAGAUAUGGGACGUGCAGCUAGUCUCGCUCAGCAGGCAUUAGAUGCAGGGUUGGAACCGAAGAUGCCGCUUUUGGUAUCCCCGGGUAGUGUUCAGACGCGCGAGACGUUGAAAGAUGCUGGCAUCUUGCCAGUCUUUGAGAGACUCGGUGCGACGAUGCUUCCCAAUGCCUGUGGACCAUGCUGUGGGUCUUGGGAUAGAGUUGACAUGCCAAAGGGCACCCCUAACUCCAUCAUAACCUCCUACAACCGGAACUUCUCCGGUCGAUUGGACUCCAACCCAGCAACCAACGUAUUCCUAGCAUCCCCCGAGCUCGUCAUUGCAAAGGCCUUCUCCCGCGACCUAUCCUUCGAUCCAACCACCGACACGCUCCCUACACCAUCCGACGAGCAAUUCCAUUUUCUCCCGCCAACCAGUGACUCCCUCCCCUCAAAGGGCUACCUCUCCUCCGACUCAGCCUACGCACCCCCGCCCGCAAACCGAGACAACAUCUCCGUCAAAAUUGACCCUUCAUCUCUCCGCCUCCAGAAGCUCUCCCCAUUCCCACCCUGGCCCGGACACGACUUCGAGAACUGCGCCAUCCUGAUCAAAACAGCCGGAAAAUGCACAACAGACCACAUUACCCCGGCCGGUCCAUGGUUCCGCUACCGUGGACACCUCGAAAACAUCUCCAACAACACGCUAAUUGGGGCAACCAACGCCGAGAACGGCAAGGUGAACAGUAUUCGGAACCAGCUCACGAAGCAAGACGGACAGGAAGUGCCCGUUACAGCACGUCACUACAAAGAAAACGGCGUGCCGUGGGUGGUCAUCGCAGACCAUAACUACGGCGAGGGCAGUUCGCGGGAGCAUGCGGCGCUGCAGCCAAGGUAUCUAGGUGGUGUGGCGAUCAUCGCAAAGUCCUUUGCGAGAAUUCAUGAAGCGAAUCUGAAGAAGCAGGGAUUGCUGGCGUUGACGUUUGAGAAUGAGCAGGAUUAUGAUAGGAUUAGGGCCGAGGAUCGGAUUAGUAUUAUGGGGCUUGGAGAAGGGGAGUUUGUUCCGGGGAGCACUUUGAGGUUGGUGGUCAAUGGAGGCGAGUGGGAAGCUGUGCUCAGACACAGUUUUACCGCGGAGCAGAUUGGGUAUUUUAGAAGUGGGAGUGCGUUGAACCUGAUGGCAGGGAAGUAG
This is a messenger RNA of Aspergillus luchuensis, 2220 nucleotides long. Its product is annotated as aconitate hydratase mitochondrial. Gene Ontology annotation, molecular function: aconitate hydratase activity; 4 iron, 4 sulfur cluster binding. Gene Ontology annotation, cellular component: mitochondrion; cytosol. NCBI's taxonomy places the organism in Eukaryota, Fungi, Ascomycota, Eurotiomycetes, Eurotiales, Aspergillaceae. The coding region runs from base 1 to 2220 and encodes 739 amino acids. The record is from RefSeq and is a predicted model, not a curated record. The transcript is spliced from 3 exons. Gene Ontology annotation, biological process: tricarboxylic acid cycle.